Molecule: messenger RNA, 6548 nt
Organism: Thamnophis elegans (Western terrestrial garter snake)
Lineage: Eukaryota; Metazoa; Chordata; Lepidosauria; Squamata; Natricidae
Gene: CGN
Product: cingulin
Exons: 21
Coding region: 110-4084 (1324 amino acids)
Cellular component (GO): myosin complex
Source: RefSeq, a predicted model, not a curated record
UAACAGGUUGCGCCCGCCCGGGGCGGCGGCCAGAAGCGGAGCGGAGGCAGAGGCGGCGGGUGGGCGAGGAAGCCGGGCGGGAUCCUUCGCGACCGCCGACUCGUGGAGAAUGGACCAUUCUGUGAAUGGCACCCUAGUGGAGAAGCACAGCCCCAUAGAUUACGGAGUCCAGAUCCGGUUCAUCGAUGACCUGAAGGAGCCCAGGAGAUCCCAAAAAGCCCGCCCCAAGGCAGGCAAGCCGGGCUCCUACGGUGUUGCCGUGCGAGUUCAGGGUAUCGACGGUCAACCUUUUGUGGUCCUCAACAGCGGUGAAAAAGGAGGCGAUUCCUUCGGGGUACAGAUCAAAGGAGGAAACAAAUAUGAAAGGCCGGCUCAGACUUUUGAGGAGACUUUUCUGGGCUCUCCCAGAGCGGGGUCUUCAUCCAAGGACAUUUCGGGGUCCAUCAGCUCCGACUCAGAUCUUCCCGAAAAUCCUUACGGGGUGAAACCUUCUCGAUAUGGGUCUCAGUACAGCACCUCGGAUGAGGAACCGGGUCUCCAACGAGUGCCCCAAGCGGAUAGCUUGGAUGGGAUUCGCGUGUCUCGCACCAACCCUUCCUCUGCUGCCCAUAGUGGCUAUCGGACCCUGCCCCACAAAAAAUCCAUGGGGCAGCAGCACCUGCGGCGCACUCAGUCCCACAGUUCUUUGCUUGAACCUGAGACGAGCGAACCUCAAGAGGCGAGCCACUCUCGAACUCAUAACUUGGGUUAUAAUUCCCAGUCCUCCACUUCAGGCAUCCCAGAAAGGGGUUCUGGUGCGCGGAAUCCCUCUCCCCCCAGGCUCCCCAACCUCAGGGAACCCACAACCACCAAUUUCUCUGGUUUGCGACCAGUCCCCAAGCUGGUGUCCUCAGACACAGACUCACCUGAACCGACCCAACCAAUCCGGACCAACAACGGCGACAUUGACACAAAGCCUCUGUCCUCCGUGGACUCCUUGAUCCACAAAUUUGAUGGGAAGGCUCCCCCGAGGGGCCGAGCUUCCCGCAGGACCCGGGUCUCCCCUGAGAGCCAUCAGCGCUCCCGGAGCCUCGACGGAAGGAGCGCUUACCGCGAUAUGGAUGACGAACGAGAACGAGAGAUCAACAGACAUCAUCCAGGAGAUUUCAAAGAAGUAGCACAAUCUUCGGCGGCUAAGCCGCUCGUUUCGGCGAACUCCCCGGGCAGCCGGGGAGCUUCCGGUCAAGAGGUGAAGAAGGAGAAGGAAGUAGACAAGUCUAAGAUGAUCCAGGAUUGGGUCAACAAGAGUCUGGACGAGCCCGGGACGGAGAAACAGACGAGAAAAAUCCAGUCUGAUUUGCAGCUGAAGUCCACCCCAGACCUUCUGAGGGAUCAGCAGAAAGUGGCCCAGCCGGGGAGCAGCGAAUACACCAAGGAAGUCAUCUACAGCAUCCUGAAGGACAGGAGCAGCGAUAGCGACGCCACGGCGAAGCGGAAAACCAACCUGAUCUUUGAGAAAAUCCAGGCGUUUGCGGCCGUCCCUUCAUCGGAGCUGAGGGAGUCCAGCGCGGAGAUAACCAAAACAAAAUCAAAAAUGGACGAAGCGGACAGCCGGAACAAGGUGGCCCAGAGCCUUCCUCGACACCUCCAAAUCCGGCUGCAGGAACUGGAGGAAGAAUGCCAGCGACUCCGGGAAGCUUUUGAGAAGAAGAGCCAGGAGCUCCAGAGCACGGGGAAAGAGUUGAGGGACGUCCGAGCUGUCAAGGAGCAGCUGGAAGCCAAGCUGACCGACCUCGAAGACCAACUGACCGAGAUGCAGAAGGCCCUGGACCGCUUUCAAGAGGUCUCCUCCACCAGCCCGGAUCAGGAAGCCUUGCUGAAGGAGCUUCUGGAGACCCGCGAAGACCUGGAGGAGAUCUUGACCGCCAAGCAGAAGCAGGAAGACCAGCUCCGCCAGAGGGAACGCGAGUUGACGGCUCUGAAGGGGGCCCUGAAGGAGGAGGUGGCCAGCCACGACAAGGAGCUGGAUCGGGUCCGGCAAGAGUACCAGCAGGACAUGGAGCAGUUGAGACGCAACAUGGAGGACGUGUCUCAGGAUCAAGACAGCCUGGAGGCGGAGAGGCAGAAGGUCAACUCCCUGGUGAGGACUCUCCAGACGGAGCUUCAGGAGAGCCAAGAGGAGGCCACUCACUGGAAGGAGGUGUCUCAGCGGAACAAGGAGGAGCUCCGUAGCGUCAAACAAGAGCUGAUGCAGGUGAAAGUGGAACGCGAGGAGUUUGAGGAGGACCUGAAGGAGAGCCGCGAGCACUUUGCAGCCGCGCGGAAAGAGAUGGAGCAGCUCCGGAACCGUUCUACGGACGCCGAGGGGCUCCAUAAGCUAAGAAAGGAGCUCCGUCAGGCUCAGGAACAGCUGCAGGACAUGGCGGAGGAGAAGGAGGACCAACACAAGGUCCUACGCUUGCGGGAGAGUGAGAUUAUUGACCUGAAGGAGAAACUUGACGAUGAGGUUGCUUCCCAUAGCCAGGACCUUCAGGGAUUAAACUUGAGGUUCCAAGAAAAGAUGCAGCAGCUCCAGAAGGACUACGAGGAAGCGUUUAAGACCAAGGAAGCCUUGGAAGGCGAGAAAGAGGCCAUGGAGCAGACCAGGAAACUGGUGGAGUCCACCCUGCAGGAAAGCCAGGAAGAGAACGAUAACCUUCGGCGUAAGAUCUUGGGGUUGGAGACCCAACUGAAAGAGUACCACCAUUUUGCUGACAGCUGGCAAGACGUGGAGACCAGGCUGAAGGAGAAGAUUUUCAAGUUGGAGGCUGACCGCAAGCAGAUGGAAGAGUCCGUCAACAACGCCGCGGACCAGGAGCAGGACUUCCUGCUGGCCAAGAGGUCCCUGGAGAGUCGGCUGGAGGAGGCUCAGCGCAACCUCAAUAGGCUCAUCCUGGAGCACCAGAACUUGAGUACCUCCUACCAGGAGGAGCUGAAGCAGAAGGAGGCCCUCAGGAGGGCCAAAAACGACCUGGAAGAGGAGAAAAGAUUGCUGGACAGAAGCAUCGUGAAGCUGAGCAAGGAGCUGAAGCAGAUGACCGAGGAAUCUCACCAGGCCCUCUCGGAGCUGCAGUCCCAGCUGGAGGAGUACAAGGAGAAGUCGCGCAAGGAGAUCAGCGACUCCCAGAAACAGGCGAAGGACCGGAACGCGGAAGUGGAGAAGAUGCAGUAUGAGUUGGGGAGAUGCCAAGAUGAAGUGCUGCGUCUCAAACAGGCCCUCCAGGACAGCCAGGCUGAGCUCGAGAACGCCGUCCUGGACAAGGAACUCCUGGCCCAGCGAUUCCGCAACCUGGAGCAGGAGAUGGAGACCAAGCAGCGAUCCCAGGACGAUCGAUCCCGCCAGGUCAAAGCAUUGGAGGACAAAUUGAAGCGGCUGGAAGUGGAGCUGGACGAGGAACGCAACACGGUGGAGCUUUUGACCGAGAGGAUCAACCGAUCCAGAGAUCAGAUCGACCAACUGCGGGCGGAGUUGCUGCAGGAACGGUCGGCCCGCCAAGACCUGGAAUGCGACAAAGUUGCUUUGGAGAGGCAGAACAAGGACCUCAAAAGCCGGCUGACCAGCAAUGAAGGACUGCAGAAGACCAGCGUCAACGUCUCUCAGCUGGAGUCGCGGAUCCAAGAACUCCAGGAGAAACUCCUGGCGGAGGAGAGGGAGAAAAGUGUCCUGCUCUCCUCCAACCGGAAACUCGAGAGGAAGAUGAAGGAGCUGAGCAUCCAGAUUGACGAAGAGAGGCAGCAGGUCAACGACCAGAAGGACCAGCUGAGCCUGAGGGUCAAGGCGCUGAAGCGGCAGGUGGACGAGGCAGAGGAGGAGAUCGAGCGGCUGGAGGCAGCGCGUAAGAAGGCCCUGAGGGAGCUGGAGGAGCAGCACGAGACCAACGAGCAGCUCCAGAGCCGGGUCAAAGCCCUGGAGAAGGACCUCUGGCGCAAGGCAGCGCGUUCGACGGCCGAGUCCUCUCUCCGGGACGACCAGCUGAGUUCGGACGAAGAGUUUGACAGCGCUUACGGCCCGUCCUCCAUUGCCUCGCUUCUGACGGAAGGGAACCUCCAAACCAGCUCCUGUUAAGGCCCUCUCGGGGUUCGUUUGGAUGCUCUCUAAAGAUCCCCCGGGAACUUGGCAAAACCCACGGGGGGCAGGGGGGGCGGAGAGGGAUCUCCAAAAAAAUGGUUUCUUCCCCAAUUGGGGUGCGUGUCACCGAAGCAACCAACUUCUUGAUUUAAAAUAAUUGGAGGGAAGGUUUUUUAAAUUUUUGGUCGCUGCGGGAGAGAAAACCAGAGUCUGUGAAAAGAAAAACUGAGUAUUAUUUAGGGGAAUUUCUUUUUAAAAAAUCUGGUUCUCAGGGCAUUGACGAGCGGUUAAAGUGACACAGCCUCCUUUUAAAUAUGUAUAUAUAUAUUUUUUGUACAUACGUCGGUUUGCAUGGAGAUGGCGAUGGGCGUGCAAUUAUACGGUGGAACAAUCCGGGGCGUUAGAAAAAAACGGGGCCUUGGUGCAUGGAAUUGGCCUUUUCAAGUCCCUCUGGAAAAAAUAUUUGGGGUUUUCCCCAACUGAAUCUUCUCCGCUUUGGCUUGGCUUAUGUCCCCCCCAUGCGCCCCCCCAGAAAUCUCAACCAGAGGUGGCCUUCCAGGUGUGUCCGAAUCCCCAAACUCUCUUCAGACCGCUGGCUGUGAGAUCUGGUGGCAGGGAGUUCCGCGGGAUCUGGAAGACGGCUGCCCCUCCAUCCCUGGUUUUUUUUUUCUUCUUCUCGUUUUAAAGUAGUGCCUUUCCCACCUUCUUCCCCAAAAGAGAUUAUUUCCAGUGGGCAACUAGAGGUCACGUAGACCAUCCCGCUUAGAAAGCCGUGAGCAGUUUUGGCGCCCCCUCCCCUCCUCCCCCCCCCCCCAGGAGGGGCUCUGGCCGAUCCCUGGUGUUUUCCUCCCAUUAAACCAGCCAGGAUUCAAUCGAGGGCUGUGAAGAGAUGCCAGAAACCCAGGGAUGUCCAUUCCACGCUCAUAUCGGUGGCAAGAAGCAAAUUUAUGCAAAAAAAUAAUAAUAAUCCCCCAGCCAGAUUUAAUAAUCUCCAGUCUGUACGUCUUUCUGAUUUGAGGUGUGUUUCUACAGACGAUAACUUGUUUUUUUGGUCGGAUUUAAGUAAUCGCCAUGAAAUCGCCACUCCUUGACCAAAACAUUGGUCAACAACAACAGGCCCAUCAAAUGCUCUCCGCCAUCUUUGGUUUUUUGGGCAACCGAGAAGUCCCAUCCUCCGUUCCUCCGAGCGCAGAGGCUGAUGGGCCCCGGAACCCACGUCCGAUGGGCAUCUGGCUGCAGGAGACCCCUUCCCCUAAAAGAGAGGAAUGUCAAGCAGUCAAUAUAUCUCUCCGGUUAGGAGGAACGCAACCCUGUUGUGACACCGGAGCGGAGUCAAAAAAACAUCCGAGAAGGGGAAAGAAAAUGGAAGAAAAAAAUAACAACACUCUCCUUUUUUUUUUAACAAUUCUCUCCUUUAAAAUGGAGCAUCGAAGCUGCCUUCCAUUAGCGCGUCUCUUUUCAAAGGCAGGCUGAAGUUCGGAUGCCAAAUGCGCAUAUUUUUAAAGCACCCGUCUCUUCCCGUUUGAAAAAAAAGUGUUCUUCCAGUCCCGGAUUGUGUUUUUACGGCAAAAGAGGCAAACCCAUCAGGCUCUCUCUCCACGCGCCGACAGCUCCUUGGCAUCCCUGCGCGAUCCAGAUUCCUGUCGGGUGAGGCUGGUUUGGUGAGCUGGCACAGAAGAACGCGGCUGGCUUGCAAAAUCCUGCCGCGUUACCCAAUUUAUUUUUCUGCUUCCUCGGUUUUUCCUCCCCUGGGACACCCCCACACACACACACACUCUUCAGGUCCACCCAAAAAUCACCUCUCCAGGCCUCGCCUGGCACCUUAACGUGCCUUAUCGCCAGCGAGCACUUUUUCCUGGAUUUUUGCCCCGACCGGUUGCCCCAGGAAUGUACUCGGAGAACGUAACGCAUCUCCGUACCUCUGCACCCAUCCGGGGAUGGGGAUUCUGGGAGUCGAAGUCCCCAAAUCUUCAAAAGUGGCCAAGGUUGGACAUCCUCCUGACUUCCACCGAUGAAUCGGAAUUAAAUCCCAAUCCGUAGGAAAUUAGCGUCAUUUUCAUCAAGGCAUGACUUUCCAUUCCACCCCAGACAAAACUCAAUUUUAUCCCCAAGCCCAACUCCAAAUCUUUCCUUUCCUAUUCCCAAACUCUCUUCAGACCGCUGGCUGUGAGAUCUGGUGGCAGAGAGUUCCACGGGAUCUGGAAGACGGCUUAUUAUUAUUAUUAUUAUUUUGGUCAAACGGCCAGUAGUUCGCCGAGAGGGCAAAAUUCCAUCCAAGUUUUGAGCCGAGACAAUUUUUAAAUAGCUGCUAUUGCAAUCCGGGCUGAAUUUUAAGAAUGGAUCUUUUUUUUUUUAAAUUUCCUGGAGCUUUAUUAUAUAUAUAUAUAUAUAUUUUCCUUGGACAAAAAUCAAACCCCCCUUGUAUGUUGAUUUUUUCAAAUAAAAGAGCUAUAUUUAUCGA